AUGCAGCGAAACUCUUCCUUCGUUCAAUUCCUCACGACGCCGACGGCAGACACCCCCGGCGCGGCAUUCGCCCUCACCUUUGACAAUCCCCCUCGAAGCUACCUGUUCGGACAUGUUGGAGAGGGUCUCCAACGGGCUGCGGUACAGAAUGGAGUGAGGUUGAUCAAGUUCGGCGACAUAUUCUUCACGGGACGGACGGAAUGGAGUAACAUCGGAGGGACGCUGGGGUUUAUCCUCAGCACCACGGACGUGAUCAUUGGGAGACAGCUGGCGGCAAAGGCCAAACAAAAAGAGAAAGCGGAGAGGGCGGAGAGGGUCGAGAAAGAGGGGAAGACGGAUGGACAAGGAGCCAAAGGAGAGCUGAAGGAGAGCCGUAAGGUCGAAGAAGUUGACCGGCCCGAGUUUCGACUGCAUGGAGCUAGAAAUCUAAUGCAUUUUUUGGGAACCGCAAGGAGGUUCAUUUUUAGAAAGGGCGUCCCUUUGCAUGUAACGGAGUAUAAGAGCGAGGAGGGCGAUAAAGACACGGACACUCUGCCUGAACCAAGCUUUGCGGAUGAGUUCAUCAAGGUCUGGCCGGUCGUCGCAAUGCCGCAAACCCAAAGCUCACGAUCAACACCCUCCCCUCACGGUCGAAAGCGCAGUUUAGACGAGGCAGAGGGACGAACCAUGGAGUCGCGAUUGACGGCGACGGACGCCGAAAAAGCACAACAAUAUGACGAGCUGCGAAAGGCCGCGGUCUCCGCCAUGUUCGGAUCCGACUGGAGCAUGGACGCGCUCGAGGAACAUCGCCUGGUCGACGUCCAACUGCCCGCCAAGCUCUACAUCCGCGAUCCGGAGACCAAAGACCUGAAACGCUACGAAGGGCCGACACCAGGUGGGGACGUGGAUGUCUCCGAUGUCAAGGUCCUGGUUCGCAAGCCAUGGCCCGGCGCGAAGAUCGACACGCUUCCCCCGACUGCGCCGCUGAAAGAUUCGGUAUCGUAUGUCAUUCAUCAGUACGAGCAACGGGGUCGGUUCAUGCCGUCGAUAGCCAAGAACCUUGGUGUACCCUCUGGUCCCCUCUUCAGUCAGUUAGCGGCGGGUGGCAGCAUUCAAUUGCCCAACGGCAAGACCAUCACGUCAGACAUGGUUGUCGAGCCAGGGCGACCUGGACGUGGCGUCGCUGUUCUUGAUAUCCCAGGUCCUGAGUACGUCCAGCCGUUGCUGAGUCGUUCAGAAUGGACCAAUUCCCAGAUGAUGGAUAGCGUAUCCGCCUUUAUCUGGCUCCUUGGCCCUGGUGUGGCAUCCAAUCCUGAUGUUAACCGGUUCAUGGAAGAGCGGAGUACAUUGCAGCAUAUCGUAUCUUCCCCCGACAUAUGUCACAAUCGUCUUUCGAUGAACAAAGCGGCCAUGAACACCGUUCGACUAAAAGAGGUUGAUCCGGACCGCUAUGAGUUGCCUCAUCAUGAGGAUCAACCCCUCUCCAACUCCUUGGCGACCAAUUUCACAGACGGCAGUGCCGCACUACCCGAUUUUGUCAAUGUUGCGGAUCGGGGUAGCACGUUGCGUUUAGAGCCAAAUCUACACUUCUCCCAGGAGACCGUAGCGGAACCCGUGGAUAUCGCGGCUGCUCGGCAGAGUUUGAGUCCGACAGUCCUCGAACUUGUCCGGGAAGCGCAGGCAAAUCUCGAGAAAGACAAAACCACUUUGGAGCAAUGGAAGUCCACUAUCCCCAACCCGGAAACGGAGAUUAUUACACUGGGCACUGGUUCUGCUCUCCCUUCGAACCAUCGUAACGUAUCAGCGACUCUGGUUCGUGUGCCUGGCCAUGGCUCGUACCUCCUUGACUGUGGUGAAGGGACGCUCGGUCAAAUCAAACGCGUAUAUGGACGCAAGUAUAAAGAGGUGAUCAAAGACCUCCGCAUGAUCUGGAUCAGUCACCUCCAUGCCGACCAUCAUCUCGGCACUGCCAAUGUCAUCAAAGAGUGGUACGCUCUCGUCCACGAUUCCGUCCCUGAUCCCAACCCCCUCUCCAUCCAUUCCCUCGCCCGCGAAGCGCAAGCCUCUCCAAACACCGUUCCUCGUCGUCUCGCCGUGGUCUCCGAGAUCGGCAUGCACCAAUGGAUCGCUGAGUACUCCCAAUGCGAAGACAUCGGCUACUCCCGCCUUCUCCCCCUCCUCCCUCCCGCCACCCGCUCUGGCACCCGCCCCAUCCAACUCAUUACCUACAACAUCCCCACCCCCACCAGCCAUCCGUCUGACACUCAAUUAAUCUCCAUCGACCCCCUCCCCACUCAGCCCUCCACCCUCCAGCGCCUCACCGGCCUCCACCACCUCAGCGCCGUCCUCGUCCGCCACUGCCACCACGCCUGCGCCGUCGCCCUCACCUGGCCCGACGGCCUCAAGAUCGCCUACUCGGGCGACUGCCGCCCCUCGUUGGAGUUCGCGCGCAUCGGCCGCGGCGCCACGGUGUGCAUCCACGAAGCGACCUUCGGCGACGAGCUCGGCGGCGAGGCGAAGGCGAAGCUGCACUCGACGAGCGGCGAGGCGGUCGCGGUGGCGCGGGAGAUGCGCGCGCGCGCGUGCCUGCUGACGCAUUUUAGCCAGCGGUACGCGAAGGUGGUGCCGAUCGAUGUGGUGCCGGAAGAGAAAGUGGAGGAGGAAGUGGAGCAGGCGCAGCGGCGGAAGGGAGUCCCGGAGUAUACCGCGGAUCGCAUGGACGUGGAUCCGCCGAUGAAAAACGACGAGGAUCCCGACACCCGGGUUGCGGUGGCGUUCGACUACAUGCGCGUCAAAGUCGGCGACCUCGCGAAGCUAGAAUAUUUCCUCCCCGCGCUCAAUGAACUGCACAACGAGCCCGAGCCCGAGCCGGCGGACGAGGAAGGCGACGACGCCGACAAUCCCGCCAAACCCGCCAAGACGAAGAAACAGAAGGACAAGAAACCGUCGCAUCAGGAGAAGCAGUCAGGGAAGGCGAAGAAAAAAGCCGCGUGGGGGGAGAAGCAGAGGGGGAAUAAGAAAAACAAGGGGGAUGGGGGGGUGACGGCUGUGGACGCUGAGUCGAAGCCGCUGAUGGUAGAGGAGAAUGGCGGCGGUGUACAAUCAACCGGAUGA
Messenger RNA from Eremomyces bilateralis CBS 781.70, 3093 nucleotides. RefSeq lists its product as uncharacterized. Lineage: Eukaryota; Fungi; Ascomycota; Dothideomycetes; Eremomycetales; Eremomycetaceae. The transcript has 2 exons. The record is from RefSeq and is a predicted model, not a curated record. Gene Ontology annotation, cellular component: mitochondrion. The coding region runs from base 1 to 3093 and encodes 1030 amino acids. Gene Ontology annotation, biological process: mitochondrial tRNA 3'-end processing. Gene Ontology annotation, molecular function: 3'-tRNA processing endoribonuclease activity.